Molecule: messenger RNA, 1461 nt
Organism: Malaya genurostris
Lineage: Eukaryota; Metazoa; Arthropoda; Insecta; Diptera; Culicidae
Product: proton-coupled folate transporter-like
Exons: 4
Coding region: 1-1410 (469 amino acids)
Biological process (GO): transmembrane transport
Cellular component (GO): membrane
Molecular function (GO): transmembrane transporter activity
Source: RefSeq, a predicted model, not a curated record
AUGAAGAUUAUAAUCGAAAAGGAAGAACAUUGUCCGUUACUGGCGCACAGUACUAGGCGUAAUAAUGGAUUAAACAUUCUGAAUAGUAUAACUAUCGAACCGGUGGUUCUUUUACACUGUUUUGGAUGGAGCAUCUCUGAGGUGAAGCUUGUCGAUCAAAUUAUAUAUCAAUCGUGUGUAGUGACACUUGGAUCUAGUGCAUGUUCCAAAUUAGGUAGUGAAGAUGUUGGUAUUUUCCUAGAGGAAAUCAUUCAACCAUAUGCGUCGAUGGUAUCGAUGGGUAUUGUCGUACUUACUUCAGUAGUUCCUGCUCUUACGGCAAUGUUUUUCGCACCUUGGUCUGAUAAAUUUGGUCGAAAAGGGAUAAUAGCUGCCGCUUCGAUUGGAUAUUUAAUCACAGAUUUGUUGGUGGCUUUAGUUAGUUACUUGUCAUCAUUCUACGUUAUAAACCCGUGGUAUUAUUUUGUAGCAAAUAUACCAGUGGCGAUUUUAGGAGGCUUUUCUGUAUUUAACGUAGGGGUUUACAGUUACCUUCAUGACAUAACAAAUGAACAUAAUAGAACAAUCCGGAUGGGAGUUUUGCAUGGUUGUACAAUGUUCGGAAUACUGAGUGGACUGUUGGUCAGCAGUUAUCUCAGCACAGUAACAUCACUAACGGUGAUGUACUUAUUAUCAGCAUCAACAGCUCUCAUAAGCAUUCUUUACCUGUUGUUUGCGAUUGAUGAAAGUGUUAUAGGGGUCGAAUUGUACACUAAGACAGAGAAACUGAAAUCAGCAUUUAAUAUAAAUUUCAUGAGAUCAAUGUUGAACACCUUGACGAAAAGCAGACCAGGGCGUGAUCGAUUAAUCACAUGGCUUCUGAUAGCCGUUGGUGCAUUAGUGGAAUUUGCUAUCGCCGGCCGGGUUCUCUUUUACUUGUAUACUAGACAUGAGUUCAAAUGGGAUAGCAGUACAUAUAGCCUAUGGUUGGCUAUUGAAAUGGGGACAAUUAUGAUGGGUAAUCUUUUUGGAAUCGUCAUGUUAAAGAAAUGGCUCCGCAUGUCAGAUGUUGGUGUACUAAUGGUUUCCACUGUCAACCAUCUCGGAGAUUAUAUGCUAAAAGGAUUCUCAACACAAGGGUGGCAACUAUAUUACACAACGAUUUUGACACCAUUUAAGGGCAUCGAUGGAGCCGCAGUUAGAUCGAUUCUAUCGAAAAUUCUUCCCGCAGAAGACAUUGGAAAAAUUUACGCAAUGGAUUUGUGCAUUAAGGCCAUAAUACCACUGAUCUCUGUAUUUGUACUGACAUAUCUCUAUAAUCACACGGUUGAUAAAACACCUGCAACGUAUUUGUUUGUGACCGGAGCAAUGUUCGGGCUAAAUUUGUUGUUUAUUGGAAUGAUAUACACGUUACUUAAGUCACGACAAUAGCAUACACAUUAUGAACAUAUAUAUCUUGGCAAAUGCGUCCUUAGGCUGGCA